Messenger RNA from Periconia digitata, 3545 nucleotides. The record is from the annotation of a GenBank genome assembly. NCBI's taxonomy places the organism in Eukaryota, Fungi, Ascomycota, Dothideomycetes, Pleosporales, Periconiaceae.
GAAUAUACGUACACACGAAACGCGCGCGCACCUAUUCCCCCCCGUGCAAUACGUCCGCUUCCGCUGCCGCCAUCGUUGCACUCAACGCCUACCCAGCUACACACCCGCGCCAUGGGUGAAGGCGAUCGUCCGCCCACGGCUGCUGGCCCUGGCCGAAGCGCCUCUUCGUCUGCAAACAUCUCGCGCCGGGGCUCCGACUAUGGUUCCGAUUUUCCGACCGCCAGCCAGCUUGCUUCUGCCACGAGCUCAGCAGAGGGCGCUCGGCGUCGUCAACAAGGAGCUGCUGCCCAGGCCCAACCGGCAGGAUAUGGGUCCAUCACCUCGCCCAUCGAUCGCAGACAGAACCUCAACCCCUCCGAUCAGCAGAAACCGAAGAAGCCCUCCAUGAGCCGCCGCUCCACUUCAGCUCGAUUUCCCCACAAGGGCCAGGAGUUCUCAGUCGACGACGCCGAGGAUGAAGUGAGCCUGGACCAGUCCGAGGUCGACCAGCAGCAGCCACAGCAGCAGCAGCAGUCGUCCCAGAAGCAACCCAAGCCUUCCAAACAACAAGCCCCCGGGCAAUCGCUGCGCAGCAAACCGUCUACGGUGCGUCGUCGGACAGCAGCGCAACCGCCAGCACUUGCCACUGUUAGCUCACGGGAAGGAGAUGAUGAAGAUGCGGGCGACUCGACCAAUGAGCCUCGAGUCGCAGCGUCAUCCGCAGACGCAGAUGCGCAGCCUAGCUCUUCCAGCGAGGACACACUCGAGGUCGAAGACGAUGCCGCCAACACCCCGGUAGAUGAGGACGAGGACGAUGGGGAUAUCAGUGAUGCCGAAAGCUUCACGCUCAAGGACCGUCAAGAAGCCAUCAACGUGACACAUCCCUUUGGUAUCAGGAUAUGGAAACCUGCCUUGUACAAAAAGGAUCGCUCCGUGCAGCGGAACGCCGAAGGAGAUAUCCACUCCACCCCAGGUCUCUAUGUUAGCAACUGGCUGUUACUAUUCAACUUUGCGUGGACUCUCGUCUUUGGUUGGUGGCUAGCACUUCUUGCUGCCGCUGGAGGUCUGCUGUGUGCUCUGCUCUGGUUCGCCGAUAGCUGCACCGAGUAUUCGCAUCUGCUGUUCCACCUUGCAGGCUACCUGUUCUACCCAUUCGGCAGACACGUCAAGUUAUUACAGGACGAGGCAUACGCGGAAGAGGAUGAAGGCGAAGGACGCAGUAUCAGUGAAUACGAACAAUGGCAGAGCGGCGACAUCGAGGAAGGCCGUCUGUUCUUUGGUCCUUCCGAAGGCACUGGAUCCCUCGUAGGCCGAAGGAACAGCAUCGACUCCACCGACGAAACCACUAGCCUACUCGGUAGGGAUGGUCGUGCCAAUCUCGUGCACUCGGACACUGCGCGCACGAAGAGACGGCUGUUUGGUCGUGGUAAAUGGAAUGUUGGGCGCGUUGUUUUCUUCGUCUUCUUCUACGGGUUCUUGACUCCGGCCCUCUUCAUUGUCUCUGGCUUAUGUUGGUUCCUUGUUUUCACGAUUCCAAUGGGCAAAGUAACGCUUCUCCUAUUUGAUCACCUCCGAAGACACCCGCUUGCCCUUUCCUUCCAUUCGGACGGCGGCAAUAUUCGACGACCUGGCGAGUCUUCAUCUAUACUGCUAUGCACCUACCGCGCUGUAGGCAUCAAGUACUGGAAGUACACCAUCGACGGGACUAACAUCUUCCUCAUCAACCUUCUCGGUCUGGUUGCUUUUGUCAUAUUUGACUACUGGGUGCUCGAUGUUGCGCUCGGUCUGGAUAUCAUGCUAACAAAUCAGUUCCUGGUCUUCACGUUGGCUUUGUUUUCCAUCAUCCCAUUGGCUUAUUUCAUUGGCCAGGCUGUUGCAUCUAUUUCCGCCCAGUCGUCUAUGGGAGUAGGCGCCACAAUCAACGCCUUCUUCUCCACCGUGGUCGAAGUUUUCCUCUACUGUGUUGCUUUGAAGGAGGGGAAGGCUCAACUUGUCGAGGGUAGUAUUAUUGGCAGUAUUUUUGCCGGUAUCCUCUUCUUGCCAGGACUUUCCAUGUGCUUCGGUGCUCUUAAGAGGAAAACCCAACGAUUCAACGUCAAGUCUGCUGGUGUUACAUCGACCAUGCUGCUCUUCGCUGUCAUCGGCGCUUUCAGCCCAACCCUGUUCUACCAGAUCUACGGGAGCCACGAAUUGAAUUGCCACCAGUGUGUCCGACAUUCUCAUCACUUACCAAUGGAAAGCGAUUGCCGACGAUGCUAUUACUCGCAAACCCCGGCAGUACACGACAGGUUCUACGUCGAAGCUGUGAGGCCGUAUAUUUGGUUCGCAUCCGCCCUGCUGUUCUUUUCCUACGUCAUUGGUCUGCUGUUCACCUUGCGAACACAUGCUGCUGUCAUCUGGAGUACUGAAUUGGAUGAAAAGAAGGCUGUCGACCUUUCUUCCAGCCAAAUGACAACCAGUGGGCACCUACCCGACUUCCCCAAUGCGCUCACCAGGCAGGUCACCAGCAACUCGAUAGCGCGUGGGGACAUUCGGAGCAGCCAGCUCUACAGGCGCAUCAUUGGACAAACUCUGCAACAAAUGGACGAUUAUCCUAAUGCCGAAGAGACUGAGCAAGGACGACCUGCAUCGAGAUCGGACAACCAGACCCCACAUGUUGUGCCUCCCAAAGACGGAGACGAACACAAUGCGUCUUCUGCGUUCCAUCUGGACGGCCUUUCUGAACGGGACAACCAGUCUCUGAUGCGACAGAUUACAGAGAUUGCAGCAGCGACAACUGCUCUGGCGACUCGUGAAGUUGUCAAGGCGCCUCGAAAGACUGCCCAUUUAGCUCAAUCGCAGAACAAAGGACACGCCGAGCGACCGCAUCACCACAGAGCACCGACUGGCGAAGGCGUUGAGGAAGCUGCCCAGCCAGCGGCGGGUGGGCACGAUGCGCCGAACUGGAGCAGGGGAAAGAGUUCCGCCAUCCUUCUCACAGCGACUGUGGCAUAUGCCGUCAUCGCCGAGAUUCUAGUCAAUACCGUAGAUGUGGUGCUUGAGGGUUCCAACAUUGAUGAAAAGUUCUUGGGGAUAACGCUGUUUGCGCUGGUUCCCAACACGACCGAAUUCCUUAAUGCCAUCUCCUUUGCCAUGAAUGGUAAUAUUGCAUUGUCGAUGGAGAUUGGUUCAGCAUACGCGCUCCAAGUCCUGCUCCUCCAGAUCCCGGCGCUUGUUCUGUACAGUGCAUUCCAUAUCCGCUACAUCGACCCAUCGCAGGUCAUCCACCAAUCUUUCAGUCUGAUCUUCCCUCAGUGGGACAUGGUCACAGUCAUUCUAUGCAUCCUUUUACUUUCAUACAUGUACGGCGAAGGCAAAAGCAACUACUUCAAGGGGUCCAUCCUCAUCCUCUCGUACUUUGUGGUCAUUGUUGGGUUCUACCUAUCGAGCUUCAACGAUUUCGAUCGAAUGGGAGUGGAUCCGAUGGAUAGGUUGGCGCUUGGUGGGUUCAUGGAAGCGAAUCAGCAGUACCAGUCGAUGUCAUUCAAGACGGCGGGGCGGGGAAAGAGCGGUGCGGCUUAUUAAGU